UUUUCUCAUCUACAAUAAAAUUUAAAAACAUAGCCAAUUGCUAAAACGAAAAUCUUAGAUAAAAUGAUUUAAGUUUUGACUAAAAAUGAUUUGAGUCUUGGCUAAAAUGAUUUGAGUCUUGGCUAAAAUGGUUCGUUUGAAGUGCGUGCGGCGUAGAAAGUUCCUACGAUAUAAACUAAUAACUAAGCUUAUUUCACCUCUAGAUUAGAUGAUUGCGGACUUAUCAGCUGUGUAAUCCAUGUUAACAUGGACGGAAGUCUUGAGCGCUGUGUAGAGUCUCUGGAGGAAAACGAAAAUGAUGUGCGAGAUGAAGCACGAAGAGCAUUGCUGAACAUCUGUCAUAACUUACUGAGGUCACCCAACGAUGACAAGUCUCGCGAGUUGCGCCUCGACAAUGACAUCGUCGUCGAGAAACUUCUGCCAGCUAUCGGCGCUUUGGAGUGCUUGUUCCAUAUUGGCUACAUUGAGGAUGGAGAACGCAUAUUUCUGCCACGUAACGUAUCCCUCUCAAGGCUCCAAAGUUUAUCAAAAUUGUUGUCCGCUAUGCCGGAGAACAGAUCUGUAAAAGCAGAAAACAGAUUUGUACAGCCAGAAAACAGAUUUGUACGGCCAGAAAGCAGACCUAGAAACAUUGAAGAAAGUUCUACGGAACAAGAAAAACUUUUUAAUGGAAUUAGUGAAUAUUUUCAUAGUAUCAUGCACUAUGAAGAUCCAAACUUGCAAAGAAAGGCCAGAAGCAUCAUACCUAUCACACAGUUAGAAAUUGCAGCAAUGACAAAGAUGAGAGAAUUACAAAAAUCUUUUAAGUUAAACGAUGCAACAAAAGAUGCCUCUUCACAAUUUGAGACAGAAUUGAUUGCCAAAGAUCUAUUCUUGGUAGAGCUAUUGCACUGGUUUAAGCACAAAUGUUUCAAAUGGGUUAACAGUCCAUUGUGUUUAAUAUGUUCUGCUGAAUGUGUAUUUGAAAGUGUAGUACCAUCUUCAGAUCCUCGUUGCUCAAGACUAGAAUUACAUAGAUGUGAAAAGUGCAAUAUAGUUGUCGAAUUUCCUCGUUAUUCGCAUCCAGAGCCAUUGUUGACAUUGAGACGUGGUCGCUGCGGAGAAUGGGCUAACGUGUUCACACUCAUGUGUCGAUCAUUGGGUUACGACGCGCGAUUUGUAUGGGAUAAAACAGAUCAUGUCUGGACAGAGGUGUAUUCGCCAUCAAAUAAUAGAUGGAUUCAUUUAGAUCCGUGCGAAAAUGUAAUAGACAAACCAUUAAUGUACGAAAAGGGAUGGCAGAAGAAGUUCACAUAUAUAAUAGCUUUUUCUAAGGAUGAAGUGCAAGAUGUCACAUGGCGUUACACGCGGGACCAAGAAGCUGUUAUGAAAAGACGAAAAAUUUGUACCGAAGACAGUUUAAUGCAACUCCUUCAAUCAUUGAAUGAAAAACGACAAAAUUCUGUCGAUUACAGCCGCGCGCGUAGAGAAUAUGUCAUCAAACGGAAUUUAUUGGAGCUCGCUGAUAUGCUGUACAUUCCAAAUUCGCAAAAUCAAGACUCUGAUGAAACUUACGAAGGACGGACUUCGGGUUCUCUCGCAUGGAGAUUAGCACGAGGAGAAAUAACACAGGUUAAUAAAGAAAAGAAUUAUAUUUGGGACAUUUCCAAAUAUGGACAAACGUUCGAACUACGAUAUAACAUCGUUAAAGAUGUGUAUUACAUUAUGAAAAAUGAUGGUACCAUUUUCGAGCAAAGAUCUGAGUGGCUGGAAGGAUUGCAUACCGCAGAGGGUGGAAUCUUUCGUAAAGUGGAAGAUGACUGGAAAAUGGUUUACUUAGCACGAUCUCCGCAAACAGAACGUGGACGUAUUAAAUGGAUUUUUGAAACCAAGAAUUCCGAAUUGUGUCUAGAGACGUUUAGUUUAAAAGCUACAUCGGAGGUGUUUCACGGAGCUACUGUAUCCUGGGAGAUUGAAGCCAUUUUUAAUGACAACAAAGCAAUUGUCAUACCUGUUCAUAAUUGCAACAAUUUUCACACGGACAAAGUGCAAAAAGCGGUGAGAUUACACAUAAUUGUAACGUUGUCGGGCGGACAAGGUCAACUUGCCUGGCAACACGCUCAACUUUUUCGACAAAGUCUAGAAAAUGCCGAGAAAUCAUCUAUGAUAAUUAACAUUCAAUUAAAAUUGUUCCACAUGAUUCCCAUAUAACAUUCUAUUGAUUAAAUUUUUGUAGAUUAAAUCAAUUGUGAUGUCUAAUUGAAUUUGUAUUGUAUGAUUAUAAUAUAUAUUUUCAUUCUGAA
Molecule: messenger RNA, 2282 nt
Organism: Linepithema humile (Argentine ant)
Lineage: Eukaryota; Metazoa; Arthropoda; Insecta; Hymenoptera; Formicidae
Gene: Pngl
Product: N-glycanase Pngl
Biological process (GO): protein deglycosylation; protein quality control for misfolded or incompletely synthesized proteins; glycoprotein catabolic process
Cellular component (GO): cytoplasm; cytosol; nucleus
Molecular function (GO): peptide-N4-(N-acetyl-beta-glucosaminyl)asparagine amidase activity
Source: RefSeq, a predicted model, not a curated record